Setaria italica (foxtail millet) is the source of this 2230-nucleotide messenger RNA. RefSeq names its product translation initiation factor IF-2-like. Bases 1194 to 2006 code for a protein of 270 amino acids. The transcript has a single exon. The record is from RefSeq and is a predicted model, not a curated record. NCBI's taxonomy places the organism in Eukaryota, Viridiplantae, Streptophyta, Magnoliopsida, Poales, Poaceae. Gene Ontology annotation, molecular function: translation initiation factor activity; mRNA binding.
AAAUACAAAAGGCUCGUGUCUGGUUCGAGUGUCUUAAGCUAGCCUGGAUAGUUACGACUAUGUUUGGUUGGUCGCAUGGUGUGAUAGGAUAACCCGUUGAAGGUAAAGUUAGCCCAGCAUCUCUCCUUGGUGCCCAAGCCAUCCUUCUCCACCUGACCACCUCGACGCAGCUCGUCCUCUGCCUCCACCGUCGCCUCCUCCUCCUUCCCCCCUUGGUCGGCACUGACACAGUCCAAUAGAGCUACAGUAAAGCUGAAUCGAGCUCCGGCUCGCCUCAAUCGAACUCGAGCACAUCCCAAUCGAGCUCCGACGAGGCUGAGCUUGAGCAUGGUCGGAUCGAUCGCUCCAUCUUCUUCCCGCUCAGCCCGACGCGCUCCUCCAAGCCCCACGUCCCCGAAUCCCAUGCUAGGACCGCUGACCCCACACUGUGCCAUCCCCCUCGCCCACAGCGACGUGCUCCACGCCGCGCUUGCCAAGCGCCCGAGCUCUCCUCACCCUCACUGCCAAGGAAAAAGCUCGCCUUCAUGGCCAACGCCGUUCUCGCACUUGCCCCGCACAAGCCCCGCCAGCAAGGUCUUCCCGCUCAAUUGAUCUCCGGCGAGGCUCAAUCGAGCUCGAACACUGCCUAAUCAAGUUCCAGCGAAGCUCCGUUGAGCUCGAGCUGGACCAAAUCAGGCUCAGCUCGAGCUCCCUCCGCCUCGGACUUGCCCGGCUGCCGUGGACUUGGUGAGGAGCAAGGACGCUGGUGGUGAUGAAGUCCCCUUGCUUUUCUCUCCCUGCUCUUGCUUUGCCUCCUCACUGUGCCGGACUAGGAACCUGAUGUCGCUGUGCCCCGCAUGAAUGGAGGCCAAGCGAUUCAACAAGGAGACAAGCUCCGACGUGCUGGGAUACCAACCUGGAAGCUUGUUUAGAAAAAUAAAUUUAGAGCACUCAGGAUAAAGUAGUAGCCCAGCAGUGUACAGGGGGCCUGUCUGAUGGGCACACGCAACUCUCCGACCGUUGCUUUUCUUCUACGGCCUACGGGAUUGUGCACGGGGGUUUCCUUUUCCUUUGGGCUGGGUGCAGCCGUGCGGUUACCGACCGUUGCAAAACCCCACCAACCCCAUUUCGAAACUUGAGGCCCGGCGCACCGCGAAACCGCACCACCACUUGCGCAGUUGCAAAUCACGCGUUCCGAGAAAGCGGAGGCAGAGAUGGAGAACGGAGGCGGUGCCAAGCCGACGACCCGGUUCGGCUUCUCGUGGGCCGACGAGGUCGAGCGCGAGGAGCGGGAGCAGGUCGCGAUGCAGCAGCAGCAGGAGGAGGAGGCGAAGAGGGAGCAGAUCAAGGCCAAGGCGGACCCGUUCGGCGCGGCGCGGCCGCGGGAGGUGGUGCUGGCCGAGAAGGGCGUCGACUGGCGCGCGCGCGACCGCGAGCUCGACCUCGGCACCGCCCCGCGCCCGCCGCGCAGCGCCGCCCGCGGCCACAGGCGCACCGCCGCUACGGCUGCGGCAUCCGCGUGUGCGGCGACGCCGGCGCGCGGUGUGCUGCCGCUGGACCGGGACGCCGGACGGACGCCGCACCCGCGGCGGCAGGCUCCUGCUGCUGCCUCGGCGCCGCGGCCGCCGCCGACAGGCCGCAGGAACGAGACGCCGGUUGGCCGCAGCGCGCGGGGCGGCAGCAAGAGGAAAUUCGCCGGGGACGGCCCCGUGCGACGAGCCCCACCUGUUGGCGACCACGCCGAGCAGGGGAGGAGGGUCUUCGGCGAACUCAAUGUCAGCAACGGCUAUGGAUCCUCGAUCUGCGGCUCUGCGGCCGGGAACGGCUGCAACUGCAACCCGGGUGGGGGUCAGGCCGACGGGAUGAAAGCGGCUGGUGCCGUGGCUGCGGACGGUGCGCCAUCGAACGCGGUGGCCGCAACCGGGCUUGAUGAAUCUGCUGCUGGUCAGAAGAGGAGCAGGGGAGGGAAAGGGAGGAAGGGGAGGGGAUCGGGCAAGGCCAAGAAGCAGCAGACUCUGCCAGUCUAGGUACUAGAGCUGCUACACUGAUUACUGAAUAAUGAUGACUGGUGAACUGAACUAAAAUUAGAUGGUGUUUAGUGCAGUGUUAACUUUGGCUGGAGCAUCGAUUGUGCAUCAGUAGGAGAUUAGUGCAUUGAUUGUGUGCUAUGAACUGAUUUCAUCGUGUGGAAAUGUUCUGUACUGAUUGGAUUGUGUGCUAUCAACUGAUUGGACUGAUUUACGGUCAGUGA